Colletotrichum graminicola M1.001 is the source of this 1530-nucleotide messenger RNA. RefSeq names its product protoheme IX farnesyltransferase. Gene Ontology annotation, cellular component: mitochondrion; mitochondrial membrane. The record is from RefSeq and is a predicted model, not a curated record. The transcript has a single exon. Gene Ontology annotation, biological process: heme biosynthetic process. Gene Ontology annotation, molecular function: protoheme IX farnesyltransferase activity. Bases 1 to 1530 code for a protein of 509 amino acids. Lineage: Eukaryota; Fungi; Ascomycota; Sordariomycetes; Glomerellales; Glomerellaceae.
AUGCGGCCAGCUCCCAGUACGCUCUUGCGCCCCUACCGACUCGAUAACCUUUGUCGCCAAUGCAUCCGUCAAGCCUCUAGCGCCCCGCAGCGCGGCUCCGUCCUGUUGCCCUUGAUCCCCCGGCGCGACACCUCGACGACGGCAGCCAAGGCCGCACCCGUCGUUCGCCUUGGUGCGAGCUAUUUCUUAUCCAACAGCGUCCUCGAGCGCGCCAAUGUCCGGACUCGACCGCUGGGCAGCCGGAGCUCCUCGGCUUCCGCUGCUGCGCCCUCCUCAUCCUCCUCCACCGUGCGGUCCGAGCCGACGUCAACGCCCAUCGACGUGAACCACGAACUGCCACACCGUCGUCGCCAGGCUGCGAGACGUAAAGCCGCCGCCGAAGCCUCCUCCUCCUUCGCCGCUUCUCCUUCCACCCCCAACGUGCUUCUUCCUCAAGAUGCCUCCUCCGCCCUUACGACCGUCGCCGCCCGGCAGCCCGCCCACUCCGCCCGGCGGAUCUUCUCAACUCUUCUUUCCCUCUCGAAGCCCCGGCUCUCGGUCCUUGUGGUUCUCACAUCAAUGGCGACGUACGCCCUAUACCCCGUCCCCGGCUUCCUCUCGCCCGCCAUCACCGAGUCCCCCUCGCUCAGCCCGUUGACGCUGCUCUUCCUGACCACCGGCACCGCCUUGUGCUCCGCCUCGGCCAACUCCCUCAACAUGCUUUACGAGCCUGCGACCGACGCCAAGAUGUCUCGCACACGGAACCGCCCCUUGGUCAGGGGACUGCUCACCAAGCGGGCCGCCGUCCUCUUCGCCGUCGCGACAGCCGCGACCGGAGUGGGUGCGCUGUACUUCGGCGUCAACCCGACCGUCGCCUUCCUCGGGGGCGCAAACAUCGUCAUAUACGCCGGCAUGUACACCCCGAUGAAGGCUUUCAGCGCCGCCAACACGUGGCUCGGCGCCGUAGUCGGCGGCAUACCCCCCCUCAUGGGCUGGGCCGCCGCCGCGGGCGAGACCGCUUCGGGCGACGGCUCCUGGCGCGAGCUGCUUCUGGCCAGCGACGGCAGCUCCAUCGGCGGCUGGCUCAUGGCCGGGCUGCUCUUUGCCUGGCAGUUUCCGCACUUCAUGGCGCUGUCGUGGUCCAUCAGGGAGGAGUACAAGGCGGCGGGGCUCCGGAUGCUCGCCUGGACCAACCCAGCCCGCAACGCGCGCGUGGCGCUCCGUUACAGCAUCGCCUUCAUCCCCCUGUGCGUGGCGCUCUGCGCCGCGGGCGUUACGGAGUGGAGCUUCGCCGUGACGAGCCUGCCCGUCAACCUCUGGCUGACGCGGGAGGCCGUGCGGUUCUGGAAGUACGAGGGUCACAAGGGCUCGGCGAGGGGCCUGUUCUGGGCCAGUGUCUGGCAGCUGCCUGUCGUCAUGGUAUUGGCGCUGCUGCAGAAGAAGGGCAUGUGGGGCCGUGUGUGGGACAGCAUCAUGGGCGAAGACGAAGACGAGUGGGAGGAUGAAUUAGAUGAGAUGCCCGUCGCUGUGCCAACGUCGCGAGGUAGCUAA